This is a messenger RNA of Knipowitschia caucasica, 471 nucleotides long. The record is from the annotation of a GenBank genome assembly. Lineage: Eukaryota; Metazoa; Chordata; Actinopteri; Gobiiformes; Gobiidae.
AUGUCUGCAAGAUUCAACAGAACUCUGGACCCUCCUGCUGCAGACCAACAUCAGGACUAUGGACCCUCCUGCUGCAGACCAACAUCAGGACUCUGGACCCUCCUGCUGCAGACCAACAGCAGGACUCUGGACCCUCCUGCUGCAGACCAACAUCAGGACUAUGGACCCUCCUGCUGCAGACCAACAUCAGGACUCUGGACCCUCCUGCUGCAGACCGACAGCAGGACUCUGGACCCUCCUGCUGCAGACCGACAGCAGGACUCUGGACCCUCCUGCUGCAGACCAACAUCAGGACUCUGGACCCUCCUGCUGCAGACCGACAGCAGGACUCUGGACCCUCCUGCUGCAGACCGACAGCAGGACUAUGGACCCUCCUGCUGCAGACCGACAGCAGGACUCUGGACCCUCCUGCUGCAGACCAACAUCAGGACUAUGGACCCUCCUGCUGCAGACCGACAGCAGGACUCGUGA